Messenger RNA from Drosophila busckii, 548 nucleotides. RefSeq lists its product as uncharacterized. The record is from RefSeq and is a predicted model, not a curated record. The transcript is spliced from 3 exons. Lineage: Eukaryota; Metazoa; Arthropoda; Insecta; Diptera; Drosophilidae. The coding region runs from base 1 to 519 and encodes 172 amino acids.
AUGCUUGGCUGUUGGAGCGCGCGCUCUUUGGAAACUACGCGCUGCUCUUCAUGCCAUUCAGUUACAAUGGAGACGCAGCGCUUGCAGCUCAGGCUGCUGCCAGCACGCACAGCAGAGGAGCGUGCUCGCAAUAUAAUUGCGAAUGUAGUGCUGGAAGGACAACAGGCUACUCUAGUGCCCUAUAUAGAUGAGCAGCUAAACGAGGGCGAGCAAAAGUUUGUGCUGAGCACACAGAAUGCGGCAGCAGCGACGCCCAAGGCGCCACGACUGCGUUACUAUGCUGCGGGACCCUCGACCUACAAGCUGCUGUGUCCUUUGUGCAAGGAGCGUGGCGAUGCGGCAGUAAUGCGUGCAGCAGGCUGCAAGGAUGCCAGCUGCUGUCUCAGUUUGUUGUCCUGUGUAUUUCCCAUAUUCUGGCUUUGCUGCGUCUGCACUUGGUGUGGCUGCAAUCGCGAGUGGACCACCAAGGGUGUUUACUGUAGUCGCUGUGGCGGCAAACUGGGCAUGCAGCAAAAUUAAUUGUCAAUUCGAAUAUAUAUAUAUAAUAA